AAUGCUUCGUGGACUCGACUGGUCUCCUUCGAACGGCAAGUCGCUACUACUGUGUUUAAACCCUAAAAAUCUAGAAAAUAAUCAGCCAGCUUAGCAAGUGACCAAAAAUGGCGGUUGAAGAAGAAGCAAAACUCGAAGGAUUCCUCCAGUGGCUCCAGGCGAAUAAAGUUGAGCUACGAGGUUGCAGCAUCAAGUUCUGUGGUCCAGAUAAAGGGUUUGGUGUUUUUUCGUCGAAAGAUGUCUCUGAUGGGGUUCUGCUUGUUGUUCCACUAGAUUUAGCAAUAACUCCCAUGAGAGUUUUGCAAGAUCCUCUUAUUGGACCUGAGUGUAGAGCUAUGUAUGAAGAAGGAGAAGUGGAUGAUAGGUUCUUGAUGAUUUUAUUUCUCAUGUUGGAGCGAUUACGAAAAAACUCUUCUUGGAAACCGUAUCUUGACAUGCUUCCUUCCACUUUUGGAAAUCCACUUUGGUUUACUGAUGAUGAGUUAUUGGAGCUCAAGGGGACAACUUUAUAUCGGGCAACCCAAUUGCAGAAGAAAAAUCUGCUGUCCCUGUAUGAUGACAAAGUAAAGGGUCUGAUGAAGAAACUUUUAAUUCUAGAUGGUGAUUCAGAAGGUGAGGUGUGUUUUGAAGAUUUCCUUUGGGCAAAUUCUCUAUUUUGGAGUCGUGCUUUGAACAUUCCGCUUCCACAGUCUUAUGUAUUUCCACAAAUUCAAGAGGAUCAAGCCAUCAACUGUUCGGCUAACAACUCUGAAUCCUCCCAUAAUGAUAAUUCUUGUGAAGACUUGCUUAAUGAGAAGGAUGAAAAACGAAUCAAGGUUCCUGGAGUUGACAAUCAAGUCAGUGGUGCAAUUUCUACACCAGUUCAGGGAGAUACUCUCUGGGUAGAGGGUCUUGUUCCUGGCAUUGAUUUUUGCAACCAUGCUACAAAUUUGAAGGCAGCAGCAACAUGGGAGGUUGAUGGAACAGGCUUGGUAACUGGAAUUCCUUUCUCCAUGUACCUUCUUUCUGCUCAACAAACUGCCUUCCAAAUUGGCAAAGAAAUUUCCAUUAGUUAUGGUAACAAAGGCAAUGAGGAGUUACUGUACCUGUACGGAUUUGUCAUUGAAAAUAAUCCAGAUGACUAUCUUAUGGUCCAUUAUCCUGCAGAGGCUAUUCAGGAUGUUCCAUUCUCAGACUCCAAAAUGCAGCUUCUGGAAGCACAGAAAGGUGAACUGCGGUGUCUUUUGCCUAAAAGCUUGCUGGAUCAUGGAUUUUUUCCAGUAGGCACCCCAAACAAUGACAAUAAUGGUAAAUGCAAAAAUGAUCCAGUUUGCAACUUCAGUUGGAGUGGUCAGCGGAAGACGCCCUCUUACAUAAAUAAGCUGGUCUUUCCUGACGAUUUUUUAACUUCAUUGAGGACCAUAGCCAUGCAGGAAGAUGAGCUAUAUAAGGUUUCUUCAAUGCUCGAAGAGCUUGUAGGGUCUGACGGGGAGAGACAACCGACAGAUACAGAAGUUAGAGCAGCAAUAUGGGAGGCCUGUGGAGAUUCUGGAGCUUUGCAGUUGCUUGUAGAUCUUCUUCAAGCGAAGAUGGUGGAUCUAGAAGAGAAUUCCAGAACAGAGGAGUGUGAUUCUGAACUGCUAGAAAGGGCCCAGCAUGUUCAAAACCCAGAACACCAAGGAAGGUUUCUUUUACAUCACAGCAGAGCUGAGAUAGGUGGACUAAAUGAACUGGAGUUGAUGAGCAGAAAUAAAUGGGCUAGCAUAGUAUAUAGACGAGGGCAAAAGGUGCUCACCAGAUUAUUUCUCAAGGAAGCAGAACAUGCCUUGCAACUAUCUUUGAGUGAAGGAAAUUGAACACCUUUUUACUUCAUAUCUUGCUUUUAAUUUAUACAUCUCAUUCUGUUGAAGCUCUUAGAAGUACAAAAUUUUUCUAGUUUUACAAAAAGAAGACCGGCUACUAAAUACUAGCAUUUUCAGUGUCUUCCAAGUGAGCUACAUUCCUAAGCGUCCAUCCAAGAGCAUAAGCUGCUGCAGCUGCAAUGUCGCCAUUGCCAAGUGUAAUAGCCACAGACGGACCAUAACUUUGACUAGCUAUCUUAGCCUUCGCUAGUCCAAGUAAAGCAAGAGCCAAAGCUGCCAAAAUGCAAGCACUUGUAAAUUUCAGCGUGUCACUGUCAGUAAAUGGGAUAAGCACAAUGAAAGAAAGGAGAGGCAAACUGCCAAAAUGCCAAGAAAGCCAAAAAUGUGACGCCACCAUUCCUCCAUGGCUUCUCUGCUUCGUCAUGAAGUGAUGCAAUCCCUUUCUCAGUUGCCAUUUUCUCGUGUACAAGGAUUUCUUUAUACUUUGCAAAUAUCUACACAAUCUUGCACCAGAACAGUUUAUUAAUUAUUUAACCUACAAGAGAAUCAACUAAAGCAUAAGAAAAUUACUACUUUC
Messenger RNA from Jatropha curcas, 2418 nucleotides. Its product is annotated as SET domain-containing protein. The record is from RefSeq and is a predicted model, not a curated record. Gene Ontology annotation, biological process: peptidyl-lysine monomethylation. Gene Ontology annotation, molecular function: protein-lysine N-methyltransferase activity. Lineage: Eukaryota; Viridiplantae; Streptophyta; Magnoliopsida; Malpighiales; Euphorbiaceae.